This is a messenger RNA of Oryzias melastigma (Indian medaka), 802 nucleotides long. RefSeq names its product trans-L-3-hydroxyproline dehydratase-like. The record is from RefSeq and is a predicted model, not a curated record. Lineage: Eukaryota; Metazoa; Chordata; Actinopteri; Beloniformes; Adrianichthyidae. Gene Ontology annotation, molecular function: hydro-lyase activity.
GAGGCAGAGUGUGGAGACUUCAAGGGCGUGGUGGUGGAAGUCUCAGGCAGAGCUUUUUACACCGGAGUGUCGCGGUUUGUGCAGGAAACGGAGGACCAGCUGACCACGGGGUUUCUGCUGAAGUGACACUUUAAACCCCUCAAACAUGCACCAUCAGAAACUAGAAAGUGUGGAAGAAAUCUUUGAAAAAAAAUCAUUCUUGAUGCUUAAAGUUUAGAAUAGCACUUCAGUUUUUUGUAGAAUAUAUAAAACAGUUAGAAAAAUGUGUCAUCUGUGAAUUCAAAUAUGUAGUUGCAGUGAACACAUUUGUCCACUAGAUGGAGCCAUACAUUUACUUUCAAUGUGGAAAAUCAAAGUUUGCCAAUAAAAACAAAUGAAAAUUAAACACUUAAAAAAAUCAUAAUCAAUAUCUCCUGUUUAUUUUCAUCAGGUCAUUUUACAGUGGAAGGCAGUAUUUAAAUUAUAAAAGGGGGUGGAGUCUGAGGCCGUACAUCCACGGACAGUUUUGUUUGGAUGCAGCCAGCGCGCAGAAAACUGUUCCAGCACGUGAAAGCGGAGAACUCUUCAGAGGGAAAGGAGGCCGACGGGUUUCAGUACGUGAUUACUGUCGCUUAGUCAUGUGCCACAUGCACACUUCAUUUUGCCGCCACAAAGAAAAAUCAUGAGUUAAGGCCAGCUCUUAACAUGACAAAUAAAACAUUCAGGGAUCGUGUAUUUAUAUAUUUAUAUACUUUAGUUGACUGCGAGAGAGCAGCAGCGUCAGAGUUCAGGCGGGCAAAAGCGCUUCCUCUCAUCCUAUGAA